Messenger RNA from Myxozyma melibiosi, 1434 nucleotides. RefSeq names its product putative glutamate carboxypeptidase. NCBI's taxonomy places the organism in Eukaryota, Fungi, Ascomycota, Lipomycetes, Lipomycetales, Lipomycetaceae. Gene Ontology annotation, molecular function: metallodipeptidase activity. Gene Ontology annotation, biological process: proteolysis. Bases 1 to 1434 code for a protein of 477 amino acids. The record is from RefSeq and is a predicted model, not a curated record. The transcript has 6 exons.
AUGGCCGCUGUUGAAGCUUCUCUUCCUCCGCUCUUCGACAAGAUCGAAGAGCUGUCUUCGGACUUUGUUGCCCGUCUCUCGAAAGCCGUGUCGAUUCCCUCGGUCUCCGCUGACUUCACUCUGCGACCCAAGGUCGUCGAGAUGUCCAAGUUUCUCGAAAAAGAACUCAAGGCUCUCGGUGCUACCGUCGAGCUCCGCGAGUUGGGCAAGCAGGAAGGCGCCGACAUCGACCUUCCCCCCAUUGUCCUCGCCCGCUACGGCACCGAUCCCAACAAGCGCAACAUCCUUGUCUACGGCCACUACGAUGUCCAGCCCGCACUCGUCGAGGACGGCUGGAACACCGAUCCCUUCAAGCUUAUUGAGAAAGACGGCAAGCUGUACGGCCGUGGCUCCACCGACGACAAGGGACCGGUCAUUGGCUGGAUCAACGCUAUCGAGGCGCACCAGAAGGCUGGUGUUGAGUUCCCGGUCAACCUGGUGAUGUGCUUCGAGGGAAUGGAGGAGUACGGCUCUGACGGUCUUGAUGACCUAAUUCGUGCUGAAAAAGAUAAGUUCUUCAAGGGCGUCGAUGCCACCUGCAUUUGCGACAACUACUGGCUCGGCACCACGCAUCCUGCCUUGACGUACGGUAUUCGAGGCUGCAGCUACUACGCCCUCACUAUCUCCGGUCCUGCUGCGGAUUUGCACUCUGGUGUCUUUGGCGGCAUGGUUUCCGAGCCAUUGAUUGAUCUCACUCAUAUGCUGUCGAAGCUGGUUUCACCCCAGGGAAAGAUCCUGAUCCCUGGCGUUAUGGAUUUGGUUGCUCCAUUGACUGCUGAGGAGGACGAGAUCUACGACAAGAUCAAGUACUCGAUGCAGGAUCUUUACGAUGCAACUGGAUCGAAGACCAACCUCUACGAGACCAAGAAGGAGUCUUUGAUGGCCAGAUGGCGCUACCCUACCCUUUCGCUUCACGGUAUCGAGGGUGCAUUCUCCGCCCCUGGAGCCAAGACCGUGAUUCCCGCCAAGGUUGUCGGUAAAUUCUCGCUCCGAACUGUACCCGACAUUACUCCUCGUGCGCUCGACGAGCUUGUGUUUAAGUACAUCAACGAUUGCUGGGCGGAGCUCGGAUCGAAGAACAAGAUGGAGAUCACGCUACUGCACGAUGGAAUGUGGUGGCUGUCGAGUCCUAAGCACUGGAACUUUGAGGCCGCGAAGAAGGCUACGAAGGCGGUUUGGAACGUUGAGCCUGACCUUACCCGUGAGGGUGGUUCGAUUCCUGUUACCUUGACUUUUGAGGAGGAGUUGAAGCGUAACGUUCUUCUCUUGCCUAUGGGCCGUGGCGAUGAUGGCGCGCACUCGAUCAAUGAGAAGCUCGACUUGGUGAACUACAUCAACGGAAUCAAGACUUUGAGUGCUUACCUUCACUAUGCGUCGGUCGAGCCUACUGCAUAA